UCCUUUUACCCCUUCAAAGAAAAGAGAAUGUCAAUCUCUCAUUUUCAACAAAGGCGGACCAGACCAUCAUGAAAACGCGGCCAAUAUUAAUGGAGUUGCAGUCUUUUCACGUUCUUCCAAUUAUACCAUGAUUUCACUUGCAAGACACAGCUUUCUGAGUUUGUUGUUGCGUAGAGCAGAGAGAAAGGUUUCAGCUUUAAUGGAGACUACAAUGGUGAAUGGUGGUGAUUUCUUAGUGGUGGAUAACAUGGCAGGUGGUGGUGUCGAGGACGUCUAUGGUGAGGAUUUUGCCACGUUAGAUCAGCUUCUCACUCCAUGGACUGCCUCUGUUGCUAGUGGAUAUACUUUGUUGCGAGACCCACACCACAACAAGGGACUUGCCUUUACUGAAAAAGAAAGAGAUGCUCAUUAUUUGCGAGGCCUUCUGCCUCCAGCAGUCCUAACUCAGGAGCUUCAGGAGAAGAAACUAAUGCACAACCUUCGUCAAUACCAAGUUCCUUUACAGCGAUACAUGGCCAUGAUGGAUCUUCAGGAGAGAAAUGAAAGGCUGUUUUACAAGCUUCUUAUUGAUAAUGUUGAGGAGCUGCUCCCAGUUGUGUACACUCCAACAGUUGGGGAGGCUUGCCAGAAAUAUGGGAGCAUUUUCAGGCGCCCUCAGGGUCUCUACAUUAGUUUGAAAGAAAAGGGGAAAAUCCUUGAAGUAUUGAAAAACUGGCCAGAGAGAAGUGUUCAAGUCAUCGUUGUUACUGAUGGUGAACGAAUUUUGGGACUUGGAGAUCUUGGCUGCCAGGGAAUGGGGAUUCCUGUUGGGAAACUUUCCCUCUAUACAGCUCUAGGUGGAAUUCGUCCUUCAGCGUGCUUGCCUGUUACCAUUGAUGUUGGCACAAACAACGAGAAGUUGUUGAAUGAUGAGUUCUACAUUGGGCUUAAACAAAGAAGGGCAACUGGGCAGGAAUAUGCUGAACUGCUACAGGAGUUCAUGACUGCCGUUAAGCAGAGCUACGGAGAGAAGGUCUUAAUACAGUUUGAAGAUUUUGCAAACCACAACGCGUUUGAGCUGCUGGCCAAAUACAGCUCCUCUCAUCUCGUUUUCAAUGAUGAUAUACAGGGUACUGCGUCUGUGGUACUGGCUGGGCUUAUCGCAGCUCUAAAGCUGGUUGGUGGAGCCCUAGCAGAUCAUACUUUCUUAUUCUUGGGUGCUGGUGAGGCUGGAACUGGUAUAGCUGAGCUUAUAGCUCUUCAGAUAUCAAAGGAGACAAAUGCUCCAAUUGAAGAGACCCGCAAGAAGAUUUGGCUUGUGGACUCAAAGGGACUGAUUGUCGACUCCCGUAAGGGAUCCCUUCAACACUUUAAGAAGCCUUGGGCACAUGAGCAUGAACCUGUCAAGACACUUUUAGAUGCUGUCAAGGCCAUCAAGCCAACAGUUCUGAUAGGAUCAUCUGGAGUGGGAAAAACAUUCACAAAGGAAGUUGUUGAAGCCAUGACAAGCUUCAAUGAGAAACCUCUUAUUCUUGCUCUAUCAAAUCCUACCUCUCAAUCUGAAUGCACAGCAGAACAAGCAUACACAUGGAGUGAGGGCAAAGCAAUCUACGCUAGUGGAAGCCCAUUCGAUCCUGUUGAGUACAAUGGGAAAGUUUUUGCGCCCGGCCAGGCAAACAAUGCUUACAUAUUCCCUGGCUUUGGUUUGGGUUUGAUAAUCUCUGGUGCAAUUCGUGUGCACGAUGAUAUGCUUUUGGCAGCCUCGGAGGCUUUGGCUGCCCAAGUUACCGAGGAAAAUUUUGAAAAGGGAUUGAUUUACCCACCAUUCUCCAACAUCAGAAAGAUAUCAGCCCAUAUCGCCGCUAAAGUUGCCGCAAAGGCAUAUGAACUUGGUCUAGCUUCGCAUCUUCCUCGACCCGAGAAUCUUGUCAAGUAUGCCGAGAGCUGCAUGUACAGUCCAGUGUACAGGAACUAUCGCUGAACCCGAGCACGAUCUUCUGCAUUUUGCAAUCUUAGUCAAUUAUCUUGCUCUUAGGUUUCUUGUUUUGCAAGUGAUGAUGAUUUCGUUGUCGGGAGUUCUUCUAUUCAGCACAUUCUUUUGAGCAUUUAGUGUAGUAUACAUGUAUUCUGAGAUUGUUGCAGUAUGCAUAGUUGUUUUUGUUCUCAGUUCUGCAAUGCGUUUUCAGCAUUUAAUAAAGAGAAGUAGCGUGUUAAGGAGCAAA
This is a messenger RNA of Carica papaya (papaya), 2201 nucleotides long. Its product is annotated as NADP-dependent malic enzyme-like. Gene Ontology annotation, biological process: malate metabolic process; pyruvate metabolic process. Gene Ontology annotation, cellular component: chloroplast. The record is from RefSeq and is a predicted model, not a curated record. Gene Ontology annotation, molecular function: malate dehydrogenase (decarboxylating) (NADP+) activity; NAD binding. NCBI's taxonomy places the organism in Eukaryota, Viridiplantae, Streptophyta, Magnoliopsida, Brassicales, Caricaceae.